Messenger RNA from Fundulus heteroclitus (mummichog), 5117 nucleotides. It is a transcript of the gene arhgap1, whose product is annotated as Rho GTPase activating protein 1. Lineage: Eukaryota; Metazoa; Chordata; Actinopteri; Cyprinodontiformes; Fundulidae. The coding region runs from base 16 to 1677 and encodes 553 amino acids. The record is from RefSeq and is a predicted model, not a curated record. Gene Ontology annotation, biological process: negative regulation of endocytic recycling; small GTPase-mediated signal transduction. Gene Ontology annotation, molecular function: GTPase activator activity. Gene Ontology annotation, cellular component: cytoplasm. The transcript is spliced from 14 exons.
CAGCAAAGCACGGUGAUGGAGGCUGAUGCUCCAACUGGGCCUUUGUUCACCAAAGUCCUCCAGGACCCAAAACUGGGCCAGCAGCCGGUCUGCUGCAGGGCGGCUGCAUCAAAGAGGCACCACGGUGUAGCAACCACCCAGUCAAAGUCCACAGCUCACAUGGCGCUCUGCAGCAGUACGAGCGGCUGGAUAAGUCAGACAGAAGAGGAAGUCAGUGCUGAUAAAGAUAAAGAAACCAGGACAGGACCCAGCAGCGUGUCCCGUAGGCGGAGAAGUUCCUGGUGGCGGCGGGCAGCGCGGAGCAGGGCGGUGCCGCUCUCCAAAUCUCACCUACCAGGCCGCGGCCCUUUGCCAGACAUCAGCGCCCCGCCGUCUGAGUGUGGGAUGUCGUCAGAGCUGCUGGUAGACCUGGGCGAAGACCCCGCCACGGCCCAGCUGGGGCAGCUGAAGCUGUCCACCCUGGAGGACCAGCAAUGGCCGCCCGAUGAGUUGCCUCUCAGCAAGUCAGAGACGGACGUCUCCCAGGGCUUCGACCCCGGCUCCCCCCACCUGCCCUGGGACCACCCGUUCUACGACAUAGCCCGGCAUCAGAUCAUCGAGGUCGCAGGCGACGAUAACUUUGGCAGGAAGGUGAUCGUGUUCAGCGCCUGCAGGCUGCCGCCGCACCACCAGCUGGACCACCAGAAGCUGCUGAUGUAUCUGAAAGCUACGCUGGAUCAGUAUGUAGAAAGUGACUACACGCUGAUCUACUUCCAUCAUGGGCUGACCAGCGAGAACAAGCCGUCGCUCAGCUGGCUCCGAGACGCGUACCGGGAGUUUGACAGGAAGUAUAAGAAGAACAUCAAGGCGCUGUACAUCGUCCAUCCAACCAUGUUCAUCAAGACGCUGCUGAUCCUCUUCAAACCCAUCAUCAGUUUCAAGUUCGGCAGGAAGAUUAACUACGUGAGCUACCUGAGUGAGCUGGAGGACGUGGUGAAGUGUGAGCAGCUGGUGAUCCCGACCCGUGUCAGAGAGUAUGACAACAAACUGAGAGCCUCUCUGAAACCCAGCGUCCAGCCCCCCAUGUCCCCCCCUCAUAGCCCCCCGCUGCCAGACCAGGUGUUCGGGGUUUCACUCGCCGUGCUGAGAGAGAGGGAUCCAGAUGGCGAUCCAGUUCCUGUGGUGAUGAGAGACACCGUUAGCUUCCUGUCAGAACAAGGUUUGGAGAUUGAGGGGAUCUUCAGGCGGUCCGCCAACGUGACCCUGGUGAAGGAGGUCCAGCUCAAGUAUAACUCUGGUGCCAAAGUGAAUUUCAGAGACAUGGAGGACGUCCACCUGGCUGCUGUCAUACUAAAGACGUUCCUCAGAGAGCUUCCUGAGCCUCUGCUGACGUUCCAGCUCUACAAUGACAUCGUCAACUUCACAUCUGUGUCCAGCGACAACCAGGCAGAAGUAAUGAAAACCUUGGUGGAGGGACUUCCAGAGGAAAACUACGCCGCGCUGCGGUACCUCAUCACAUUCCUGGCCCAGGUGUCGGCCAACAGCGAGGUGAAUAAGAUGAACAACAGUAACCUGGCCGUGGUCUUUGGACCCAACCUGCUGUGGGGGCGGGACUACGCCAUGUCGCUCAGCGCCAUCGGCCCCAUCAACAACUUCACCAGGAGCCUGCUGGACCAGCAGCAUCUGGUUUUCACCUAAUGCCCCCCCCCCCUCUUCCUGAGGUCUUCAUGCAGCCUGCGAUGCCACAGAGACCUGCCUCCUGGGCAGCAUUUAAACAUGAGCUCACCUCAGACCACCGCCCAUUAGGAAGGUACCCGUACCAACAGCAGCCUUCAGUUAGAGCGCCACCUACUGUGGAGCAGCCGCAUGUCAGUCCGUCUAUCGUUAGCUUCGUCCUGUGUUCAUGUGAGUCUGGCCCAACGGAAGUAAAAAGUUAUCAAUCAUUGGGUAAAAAAAUAAGACCUCUGAACAGGAGGUCUCAGCAUGCUGUAUGUUUUUCCUUUUUCAUUUUUCUCUGAGUGGAGCAUGAAGGCACCGAUCCCAUAUCUAGUGAUGGAGGCGACUCUGAUUGACCAACUCAACAUCUGUAGUUUAAAGAGCUACGACUCCCCUCUGGAUCUUAAGGUGGCUCUGAUCUCUGAACUCGCUGGUGUUCCUCUCCAUCCUCUCCAAUGGGCCUUUCCCCAUUCGUGCCGAGGAAGCGCCUCACAAACCGGACCCAAACGUCCCCUACCAGUGGCAUUUCUAGAGAGAACAGAGGUGGAGGUUCUCCUCUCUGGGAUGGACUCAGGUUUACCUAAAUAAUCGUGAACUCGGUACUGAAAUUGUGUCGACAAUCCUUGGAGCGCUUGUAGUUAAAGGAAGCCAUUGAGUAGCAUCUAGAUAGUUCUUUGUGCGGACCCCAAGCCCAGCUGUCGUAACCCAGUGCUGGACCUGGACCUGUACCGCUGAUCUGGACCAAACUGUCCGUAUAAUUCCUCAGCGCCUCAUCCGACCCAAACAUUUGACUGAUGCUGCCGUUUAGAGCUCCCAGACCUUCUUCCCAUCCCCGCAUGGUGUCGUGCUUCACUCGCCAGGGUGUGCUGGUGGAUGCUGAUGUUGCUGCAUGUCCUUAAAGGCGCUACAUCCUUAUUAGCAUUCCUUCCUGUUUCCUGUUUUAACCCAAAUUCAGCGUUUUCUUCAUGUACCGCCAGCCUAGAAAUGGUGGGUUUCAGCUUCCGUAGCAACACACCACUUAGUGACGCAUCUUAAACGACCCUGUUCCUUUUUCUAGGCUUUGUUGAUGCCAUAUUUCCUAGUCUUUCAUCGUCUUCCAGUUCUGACUUGGUUCUCCCUGCGUAGCAACAUACUGACACAGCACCACCCACCACCACCUUUCCUUAAGAGCACAAUUUAUAGGACAGGGUAGAUCUUUCUGCUCACAUGUUGUUGUUCUGCUAAUUGCUUUGAAGCGGUUGUUCAUUUGGUACGUCAUCAUUCCAGCCGCCGCACCGGAUCACCUUUACGAGUUCUUCGCUCACACAUGUAGCGCAUGCAGCCCGCUGGGUGCUGUAAGGAUGGAGGUUGUCACCGUUUCAUUCCACGCGUCUUUGUCGCCUUAUAAUUUGUUGCAUGCUGUGCCGCUAAUGGAGUUCGUCCAAGUCGCUUCAGCCUCAGCACGCCUUAGUAGAUUGGCCCCGUUCCUACAUGAUCACGGGUUCAAAACCCAGAUUUCCAGGAGUACAACCCGCCUCUGUUACUAAUUCAGUGUUCUCAUUGCCAACCAUAUGUGACCUUUGUUAAAUUUCCCACUAGAAGGAGAUUUUAAUGCCCCCGGGUUUAAAUAUAUCAGCUGGAUUAGCAUCUGUUCACAGACGAGUCGUUUCUCUCUGCCUUCGGCACAUCUGGAACUCACAGUUGAUGCUUUGACUGAUUCCAACUUUUUAGGGAAUGAAGGGUUAGCUUUAAAGAGAACGAUUUCUGGGCAAAAAAGAGCUUUUUAAGAGCCUGGUAAUUAAAAACUGAGGCAGUUUGCUUUGCAGAAACCUGUUCUGAUCCUCUUUAAAUGUCGCGGACGGGUCAGGGCUCUGAGAGACUCCUCUCCUUAACACUAAAGCCUAGAAUAUCUGCCUACAUGUUGCUCUUAUUUUUUGUUUAUUAUUUAUUAUUAUUAUUCUUAUUAGUCAUGAUCUGUGAGUUUUUCUUAUUUUACAGUCUCUCAGACUGUGCGGCUCUUAUUGAUCUCCUAAGCGCUUGUCCGCCGUCAUGCCGCCCACUGUACCGCCCCUCGGCGUCAGAGGGAAACGGUACCACAUGCUAACCAGAACCAUUCUAGGAGCUGGGACCUGUUCCCUUAACAUAGCCAUGCCGGUGUCACCCAGAUAUCCCAAAUGUCUCAGUAUUUGUGACGUGUUGUUGCUAUGUUACCUAAAAUGUCUGAAAACGCCAAAACGCGAGGACCGUAGCCCGACUGGAGCUAAAAGCAGCCGUUUACUCGUCCACUCGCAGUUCCACCAGAGCCGUGGUGGCAUGCGUGGCCGUGGCUUUGGAUCUGGUUGUUUGUGUGGAUUUGGUAGGUGUGUGUGUGUGUAAUCAGGUGAACACAUUGUAACUCCAUAAUGGUGAUUCUUUUUUUUCUUUUAAUUAUUAUUAAAGAACUGUUCUUAUUGUUCUUAUUUGAUGGAAAUGUGAUGUAAAACGUCUUAAAAAAAGAGGUACAGCGGUUCUCCAAAGUCAACACACCCUGGUGAACAGUCCUUCUUUUUGACUCGUGUCUCUUUAAAGGUGGAGAAAGUAAAAAAAAAAAAAGAUUUCUCCCGGUCUCAGUUUUAUGCCUAAAUGUUGAAUGGGAGGGGGUUGUGUUGACCUCUGAGAGCCAUUGGGGGGGAAUAAAAAUCUUACUUUAAAACCGAAAAAAGGAAACCAAGUGAAAACAAAUUAGUUUUAUAGAGUUUAAUGAGAAAAAAUGCGAGAUUCCGUGUAUGUUUGUGUUCUUGUGCCUUAUUUGUUUCCUCCAAGUGAUUUUCUUCUCUUUAGCCGUCCAAGUGCCAGUGUGGCUGUAGAUUAAAACGAGCUGCGUUCAGCGUCGCCUGUGGUUUACGUGGAGAUGUUGGCGGUCCGGGGCAGCAUUUUUAUAUGUACAGAAACUGCAGCUAACGAGAGGGGAAAAAAGCACUACGCAUCGAUAGAAAAAAACAAUUACCUUUUAAAGGUUCCAGGCCAUGAUGUUGGAUUUCUAUGAUAAAGAUGAAGAAAACAGCUUCUUAUUCAUCGGCCGUUUGAAAUGUGUUGCAAAUAAGCGCUGUUCUAACGUUCAGUGGGAAUUUCAAGACAGCAGCUUUUGUGUGCAUGGAUUCUCGUUCCCGCUCUUCCUCCUCGGUUCUGUGAUCAGUUGCAGACCCAGUAAUCUCUGGAUCUUUGUACUGUAGUUGUUAAGGUAAACGUGCAGUAAACAUACGGCCAUGGGAGGAGAUUCAGGCGCAGCUCUGACCUCCAUGCUGACUUGUUGAUACUCUGUGAUUCUACUUUCUUAACUGUGGUUUUCCAUCCUUUUACUUUUGAUAUAUAGUACUGUGGAUCUUCACCCUGUACAUGUACAAUAUGACGGUAAUAUGCUGUAUUAUCCUUAUAAAUGACCAAUAAACCAGUGGUGAAAGAAA